Capsicum annuum is the source of this 1905-nucleotide messenger RNA. RefSeq lists its product as uncharacterized. Gene Ontology annotation, molecular function: protein binding. Lineage: Eukaryota; Viridiplantae; Streptophyta; Magnoliopsida; Solanales; Solanaceae. The record is from RefSeq and is a predicted model, not a curated record. The coding region runs from base 199 to 1617 and encodes 472 amino acids. The transcript has 10 exons.
GAACAUCAUAUUAGUAAAUAAAUUAACAUACAUACAUUGAUUAUUUAUUUUUUUUCUUCUUCGCCUCUUGGAAACCUAUCGAGAUCAACAGGCCAAAAAUUAUCAAUUAAUUUUGCCUGAACUUGUCUUAAUUCCAUUGUUUAAUGCUUAAUACUUUCUGAUUAACACAAAGCAAAGUUCGUUUAGUUGGGGUGUAACAUGGCCUAUCAACAAGGAGAUGAUGUUGAUUACGUGGAAGAUGAAUAUGAAAUGGAUGAACUAGAUGAUGAGUUCCAAGGCAUAGAGUUGGGUGGCUUUCAUUUGGAUGUAGAUGAGUUCCAAGGCAUAGACUUGGGUGGCUUUGACUCGGAUGAAGAUGAGUUCCAAGGCGCCGACUUGGGUGGCUUUGAUUCAGAUGUAGAUGCAUAUGAUGACAUGAAUAAUAGAACGCAAGAUACUUCGGCUGCUGAGGCAAGGAGUGGCAAAGACAUUCAAGGGAUCCCUUGGGAAAGGCUUCCAUCAACCAGGGAGGAAUACAGGCAAACAAGACUAGAACACUACAAGAACUAUGAAAGUAUUCCUCAAUCGGGUGAGACAUCUGCGAAGGAGUGCAAAACCACAAAGAAAGAUGGUUUAUACUAUGAUUUCAGACGUAAUUCAAGAUCUGUUAAAUCAACGAUCUUUCAUUUCCAGCUGAGGAAUUUGGUCUGGGCAACUUCUAAGCAUGAUGCGUACCUUAUGUCACAUUUUUCUGUCAUUCAUUGGUCAUCAUUGACCUGCGCGAGUACUGAAGUUCUUAAUUUAUCUGGGCAUGUAGCGCCACGUGAGAAACAUCCUGAAAGCCUUUUAGAGGGAUUUACACAGACGCAAGUAAGCACUCUUGCCGUGAAAGAUAAGUUGCUUGUUGCUGGUGGAUUGCAAGGAGAACUUAUCUGCAAGUAUUUAGAUAAGCCUGGAGUUUGCUUUUGUUCUCGGACAACAUAUGACGAUAAUGCCAUUACCACGGCUAUCGAGAUUAACAACACCGCCAGUGGAGCGCUUCAUUUUAUAGCUUCAAAUAAUGAUUGUGGAGUUAGAGAUUUCGAUUUGGAGAACUUUCAACUGUCUAACCAUUUCCAGUUUCCCUGGCCAGUUAAUCAUACAUCACUCAGCCCUGAUGGCAAGCUUCUCAUAGUAGUUGGGGAUAAUCCUGAAGGUAUAUUGGUCGACUCCAGGAAUGGAAAGGAUGUUGCUCCUUUGUGUGGACAUGUAGACUACUCAUUCGCGUCAGCAUGGCAUCCCGAUGGCCUGACUUUUGCAACCGGGAAUCAGGAUAAAACAUGCAGAAUAUGGGAUCUUCGGAACUUGUCCAAAUCAGUCACUGCUUUAAAGGGUAACAUAGGAGCUAUUCGAUCAAUCCGCUACUCAUCCGAUGGCAGAUACAUGGCUAUGGCAGAGGCUGCAGAUUUUGUCCACAUUUUCGAUGUGAAAAGUGGAUACGAGGUGGAGCAAGAAAUUGAUUUCUUCGGUGAGAUAUCCGGAGUUUCUUUUAGUCCCGAUACAGAGUCCCUUUUCGUUGGGGUCUGGGAUCGCACCUAUGGUAGCCUCCUUGAGUUUGGACGAAGGCGCAACUAUGCAUACCUCGAUACGAUACUAUGAGUACUCUGCAGGCUGCACCAGUAAACAUUGUCACCACAGCUAGAAGUGUAUGUGUGCAUAGGCAUGAACUUUGUGUUGCUAAACUUGGCAGGGACUUAUAAACUUGAUGCCAAUUAUAGUGUGUCAUUUGCAAAUCUUGGUGCAAGUUUUGACGUAACUAAAACUUAAUGAGCUAAGACAUGGGUGAUUGAAUGUAGAUUUAGGACUUUUAACUAUUAUGUCCUUGAUACAUAAUGUAAAGAAUUUAUAGAAUAUCAAGGUAAACUAUAACAAGACUUGUAGUGAACA